Messenger RNA from Jaculus jaculus (lesser Egyptian jerboa), 5288 nucleotides. It is a transcript of the gene Pitpnm3, whose product is annotated as PITPNM family member 3. The transcript has 20 exons. The record is from RefSeq and is a predicted model, not a curated record. Gene Ontology annotation, biological process: phospholipid transport. Gene Ontology annotation, cellular component: cytoplasm. NCBI's taxonomy places the organism in Eukaryota, Metazoa, Chordata, Mammalia, Rodentia, Dipodidae. The coding region runs from base 19 to 2952 and encodes 977 amino acids. Gene Ontology annotation, molecular function: phosphatidylinositol binding; phosphatidylinositol transfer activity; metal ion binding.
AUUUUCUAGUAACAACCUAUGGCUUCUGGGUGUGCCAUUGUCCAAAAAGGUGGCCCUUCCCCGGGCGGCGGCACCCCCUGGCACCUUCGGAAUGUUCUUAGUGACUCAGUGGAGAGCUCAGAUGAUGAAUUCUUUGAUGCUAGAGAGGAGGUGGCUGAAGGAAAGAAUGCCAUCCUCAUUGGAAUGAGCCAGUGGAACUCCAAUGACCUGGUGGAGCAGAUCGAGACCAUGGGGAAGUUAGAUGAGCAUCAAGGAGAUGGUUCCGUACCAUGCACGUCCAGCAUCCUUCAGGAGAAACAGCGAGAACUGUACCGGGUGUCUCUGAGAAGACAGAGGUUCCCAGCACAGGGAAGCAUCGAGAUCCACGAAGAUAGCGAGGAAGGCUGCUCACAGCGCUCUUGCAAGACACAUGUCCUCCUGCUGGUGCUGCACGGAGGCAAUGUCCUGGAUACGGGCUCAGGAGACCCUUCCUGCAAGGCAGCCGACAUCCACACCUUCAGCUCUGUGCUGGAGAAGGUCACGCGUGCCCACUUCCCUGCUGCCCUGGGCCACAUCCUCAUCAAAUUUGUCCCCUGUCCUGCCAUCUGCUCGGAGGCUUUCUCACUCGUCUCUAACCUGAACCCCUACAGCCAUGACGAGGGCUGCCUCAGCACCAGCCAGGACCACAUUCCCCUGGCCGCACUGCCUCUGCUGGCUAUCUCCUCCCCGCAGUACCAGGAUGCUGUUGCCACUGUCAUCGAGCGAGCCAACCAUGUCUACAGCGAGUUCCUCAAGUCCUCUGAUGGGAUUGGCUUCAGUGGGCAGGUGUGUCUCAUCGGGGACUGUGUGGGCGGCCUCCUGGCUUUUGAUGCCAUCUGUUACAGUGCAGGGCCCUCCGGGGACAGCCCUGGCAGCAGCAGCCGGAAGGGGAGCAUCAGCAGCACCCAGGACACCACCAUGGCAGUAGAGGAAGACUGCGGUCUGGCCAGCAGCAAGCGGCUCAGCAAGAGCAACAUUGACAUCUCCAGUGGGGUGGAGGAUGAGGAGCCCAAGAGGCCAUUGCCACGGAAACAGAGUGACUCUUCCACCUAUGACUGUGAGGCCAUCACCCAGCACCAUGCCUUUCUCUCAAGCAUCCACUCCAGUGUGCUGAAGGAUGAGGCUGAGGUCCCCACGGCAGGGGCACCCCAGUUUUCUGAGGUCAGCCUUGGUCGCUUUGAUUUUGAUGUGUCUGACUUCUUCCUCUUUGGUUCACCCCUGGGCCUGGUCCUGGCCAUGCGGAGGACGGUGCUGCCUGGUCUGGAUGGUUCCCAGGUGCGUCCUGCCUGCAGCCAAGUCUAUAGCUUCUUCCACUGUGCGGACCCGUCUGCCUCACGGCUGGAGCCCCUGCUGGAGCCCAAGUUUCACCUGGUGCCUCCUGUCAGUGUGCCCCGCUACCAGAGGUUCCCCCUGGGUGACGGACAGUCUCUCCUGCUUGCUGAUGCCCUGCACAUCCACAGCCCCCUUUUCCUGGAGGGCAGUUCCCGGGGAAGCCCUCCGCUUUUGGACGCCCCUGCCUCGCCCUCUCAGGCCCAGAGGUUCCAGCACCCAGGACGGAAGCUGAGCGAGAGUAGCUCCCACAGUGACAGCUCGGAGUCCUCGGAUAGCCUGGCACCGAUAGGUGCCACCUGCAUCACGGCUAAGUGGUGGGGUACCAAGAGGAUUGACUAUGCCCUCUACUGCCCUGAUGUCCUCACCGCCUUCCCCACUGUGGCCCUGCCCCACCUCUUUCACGCCAGCUACUGGGAGUCUACCGAUGUGGUCGCCUUCAUCCUGAGACAGGUGAUGCGCUAUGAGAGCGUGAGUGUCAAGGAGAGUGCCGGCCUGGACCCCGCAGCCCUGAGCCCCGCUAACCCCCGGGAGAAGUGGCUGCGCAAGAGGACUCAGGUCAAGCUGCGGAAUGUCACUGCUAACCACCGGGCCAAUGAUGUGAUCGCUGCUGAAGAUGGGCCCCAAGUCCUGGUGGGGCGGUUCAUGUAUGGGCCUCUCGACAUGGUGGCUCUGACAGGAGAGAAGGUGGACAUCCUGGUGAUGACAGAGCCAUCCUCAGGCCGUUGGGUCCACCUGGACACGGAGAUCACCAACAACAGUGGUCGAAUCAUAUACAGUGUGCCCCGGCCCCGGCGCCUGGGUGUUGGUGUCUACCCUGUGAAGAUGGUGGUCAGGGGUGACCAGACCUGUGCGAUGAGCUACCUCACAGUGCUGCCCAGAGGCAUGGAGUGUGUGGUGUUCAGCAUCGAUGGGUCCUUUGCUGCCAGCGUGUCUAUCAUGGGAAGCGACCCCAAAGUCCGGCCAGGUGCGGUGGAUGUUGUCCGGCACUGGCAGGACCUGGGCUACAUGAUCCUUUACAUCACGGGGCGGCCGGACAUGCAGAAGCAGCGGGUGGUGUCGUGGCUGUCCCAGCACAACUUCCCACAGGGCAUGAUCUUCUUUUCGGACGGACUGGUGCACGACCCACUGCGGCAGAAGGCCAUCUUCCUCCGCAACCUCAUGCAAGAGUGUUUCAUCAAGAUCAGUGCUGCCUAUGGCUCCACCAAGGACAUCUCUGUCUACAGUGUGCUGGGCCUGCCGGCCUCCCAGAUCUUCAUUGUGGGCAGGCCCACCAAGAAAUAUCAAGCCCAGUGCCAGUUCCUGAGUGAAGGCUACGCGGCCCAUCUGGCUGCGCUGGAGGCCAGCCACCGCUCGCGUCCCAAGAAGAACAACUCCCGCAUGAUCCUGCGCAAGGGCAGCUUCGGCCUGCACGCGCAGCCGGAGUUUCUGCGCAAGCGCAACCACCUGCGCAGGACCAUGUCCGUGCAGCAGCCGGACCCCCCGGCUGCCAACCCUAAGCCCGAGCGGGCGCAGAGUCAGCCAGAGUCUGACAAGGACCACGAGCGGUCGCUGCCCGCGCUCAGCUGGGCACGUGGGCCCCCCAAGUUCGAGUCGGUGCCCUGAGCCGCGGGUGAUGCACAGAACAUGGGGCCCAGCCAGGUGUCCUGCAGGGACGGGGGAGGGGCUGCCUUCUCCCGGACACAGGCGCUUUCCUGCUUCUUCCCUCCCGUGUCUGUCCAUCAGUGUCCGACCACAGCAGGGAGGGAACUUACCCUGGCCUUGGGAGGCUGCCCGGGCUAACAAACGAACAAGCAAACAAAAAACCCCGGGAUCUCAGUGCAGCAGCUGCCGCCUCCCCACAUCCAUGCUGGCAAGCCCGAGUGAAGGUUGAUGUAUGUGUGUGUGAUCUUGGGGCCAGGCCCGAGUGCUUGGGCGGAGUCGGCCGUCCUUCUAAGUCCUGAGGCUUCCAGCGGCGCUAGGCAGGCUCAACCCCGGGAGCUCUCAGCGCCAUGCACCCACAGCCAGUGGCAGGUGCAGCAACUUGGCUCUCUGGAGAAGAGGGUGGCAUUUGCUUUUGCCCCCUCUGUGAUAUUUCAGGCACCACUUCGGAGUAGACUCACUUAUGAUAAAGUGAUCACUUUCUGGGAGUGAGAGGAUGGUCCUUGGGCUCAGUCUCAUGUUUGGAGUCUGUCCACAAACCUGGGGAUACUGCCUGGUGCUGACGGUCUGGGUCUGUCUUGCAGCUGUCCUUGGUCCCCUACUUCUCGUCCUCCAUAUCCUUGCUCUCCUGAGACCCUGGAGGGCAGGUGUUCUUCUUCCUUGAACCUUGCUGUGGACCCUCCUUGUGACUGUGCAGCUGUGGCGGGCUCUGGCCCACUUGGGCUGUGUGCCUUGAGCCUUUAGCUAACCCUCCCUUUCUCAUAUAACUGGAGGGGUUCCCCAGCUCACAUGAGACUGCCCUGUACUUUUGCACCUCCACCCAGGUGAGGCUUUUCAGAAUGCCCAGUGGUUCCCACCUCAACCCCUGCUUCAGAGGGGUUGUGGGUGGUCUAGGACGGAUGAGUUCUUGGCCCAGGACCUCAGAGGAAGCCACUGCUAUACAGGGAGCCCACUAGUUUGAGUUGCAGAUGUCUGAAAGAGAUAUCUGAAACAGCAUUCCCCCUCCCCCCCCACCACCCAACCAACACAGGGUACUGCCCUGGCACCCCUGCCCACAGCUCUACUCAGACAGAUGUCUUCCUUUCGUUUUCUGGAAGGCAUAGAGCUGAGAUCCCAGGGUUUGGGGAUUUGUGGAGUUUUGGCUCAAACUGUUGUAUUCUCUUUCCUUCAUUUUGCCACUCAGUUUGGUUUGAGUCUGGAACCUCCUUCCUGAGUGGUCAGACCCCUGAGAGUGGCAGGGCAGGGCUCUCUUGGGCUCUUCUAAGCCUGCCGAGGCCCUCCCCUUGCUCCUGAGCCCUUGGUCUUGUUCCCUGGCCCAGGAGAGUGGGGUUGCCUGGCUUCCUUGGAACCCCCACAAGCAGCUGCUGAGGCCAGGCCCAGACAUCUGUGCCCACAGCAGGCCCCUGUGUCAGCUCAGUGUUGCUUCUGCUCAAUGUCUACCUCUUGCAGCUCCCAUGCAGCCCAUGGCAGCUGCUGGUGGGAGUGAUUGGCACCAUAUUGUGAAUCUCAUGGCAAACUGGGUGCCCCAUUGGGGCUAGAGGGGGUGCAGACUCACUGUGUCCACCCUGCUUCUCCAGCUUGCCAGCUCCUGCCCCCUCUGCCGGACCUGUCUUGCCAACUUUUCUGCUUCACUCUUGACAUUGUGUUCUGCACCCAAGCCUGGGCACUGCCUUCAAGACUACUGUGAGGGUGAAGAGGGUCCAGACCAGCCUCAGCUUCUUUUCUCAUGCCCGCCCCCCCUUGACAUGCCAUGUUCUUGGCUCUGUUGACACCAGCUCAAAUGGCCUAGCCACUUCAAUGCUAGUCUUUCCACUCCUCAAAAAAUGCUUUGAUUCAAGUGUCUGAUUCUUUCACAGUCCAUCAUCACAUAUUGGCAGGAGCCACAGUCUAACUUUAAAAUGAUUAAAUAUUUAGUUUUUUCCCCCUUGUUCUAAGAACCCCAUGCUGGGGGUGGAGAGAGUGAGAGCAUACUCUUAGGAGCCAGAACUCCCAGGGUGGUCAAGUCAGUGACAAGGUUUUGUGGACCCAGCAGGAGACCUCACCCCUCCUUUGGUGGAGCCCCUCACUGGGGCUUGGAUGACCCCUUUUUAGAUGCUGAUGGUGUACAGGGAGGUAUUGUGAAUACCUUCUGAGCAGUAGCUGGCUGGUGUGAAUGUGUACUCACGGUUCUGUUUCGUGGUGUUUCAGUGCUGCUUCUGUGGCAGCCACGUGCUCCUCCUGCAUGGUCUCUUCCAGUGCUUUGUUCAGUCACGCUUGUGUCAGGGACAAAAGAAUCUAGUCUUGUUCCCCAAGGGAGUGCU